This is a messenger RNA of Sparassis crispa, 753 nucleotides long. RefSeq lists its product as hypothetical. The record is from RefSeq and is a predicted model, not a curated record. The coding region runs from base 1 to 753 and encodes 250 amino acids. Lineage: Eukaryota; Fungi; Basidiomycota; Agaricomycetes; Polyporales; Sparassidaceae. The transcript has 4 exons.
AUGGGUCCGGGGGCCCGACAUUCAACACUGGAUGACCACUGGAGCUCAUGGAAUUGGCGGAAGCUUGUCGAUCUCAAUUCACACCUGUUGAAGCAUCUCAUUGAGGCCCUUCUCAUGUCGAAGAAGCACUGCGAGAUUGCAGAAAGAUUCUCCUCAACAUUCAUGCCCACCACCAUCAUCAAGUGGCAGGAAAUGAUCGCAGACUGGAACGCGGACAAAAUGCAGCCCGAUCCAUAUGCGGAGCUGACUGCAUCCACAACCAUGGUGACGAUUCGCUUGGAGCUUGCGGAGGAAGAAGCGCUAGAGGCACUGCAGGGUGCACUACCUCUCCACGACCAGCUGACUGCAAGCAAAUUCAUUUGCCUUGGUGAGGGAGUGCUCCGCAAUCCAUUAAAGAAGUCCACCUUGCAGGAGAAAAGGAACACCCUCACGUGGCAUAUCAAGACAUGGAUGGGAUUCCAAGCUACAUACAUGCCCGUUGUCCCCAUGUUCCGCAAUACUGACACUCUCAACAAGACCGCAGCAGAAGAGAAUCGAGUGACCCCCACAGAGCACCUCAAGUUGUACCUGCUGUCAGAGCUGGUGCAGCCAGAGCGAGCAUCUGGCUGCAGGGCCGGCAUCGCCAACAAGGAGCGUCAGUUUCGCAUCACCAGUGGUGGCCACCAUUGUAUUACAAUUGCCCACAACACUGGGCAGGCCAUUGUGCACAACUCACCAGCCAUUGUAAUUGUAAUAACACUGGGCACAUUGUAA